AUGGCGAAUGUCGAAUUCCUCGACCUGCCGCGCGAGGUGAGAGAUAUGGUCUAUCUCUACUUCCGCGGCUACUCCUGGAUCGACAUCACGCAGAUGCCCGAUCGAAUCCAUCAGCCCAGCAUCGCCAAGGUCUCGCGCAAGGUGCGCAAAGAGUGUCUGGAUGUCUUCUACGGCAAGAAUCGGUGAGUCCAACACCAUACAAUACAACAAAAUACAGCUCAGGCAAGGCGUUUCGUGCUAACUCUAUCUUUUCUGCAGAUUCAUGCUCGACAUGCGCGGCUGGAAAAACUUGGCAUAUCCAGCCACUUGGACUCCCAACCACAUCUUCGAGCACUGGAUCGCGGCCAUUGGCGAUGUCAACGCCGCACGCCUGCGCAAUGUCUCCUUCUACGUCCACAACUUCGCCGUCCACUUCACCAUCAGCCACCAGGAGCCGCGCAUCAGCGCCAAGUUCCGCCAGACGCGGACCAACACCGCCUACGUCGACCUUGCAGAAGAGGCUCCAACAUCCUACUCGUUCGAACUGGCCAUCCAGCGCGCCCGCGCUCGCAUUGAAUACGCCGUCAUGGAGAUGACCGAAGAGGUCGGCGACGAGCCACUCACCGUCAAGAACAUCCGCAAUCUGUGCGACAUCGUCGAGAGCAUCAAACCGGCACUGUGCACGCGCAUGGGCGUAGGCUGGAAAGGCGCCAUCUUCCCUGAAGAUCCAUCUCACGGACCGCACGUCGAACGCCACCGAGAGGCUUGCGCCGAGUGUGCCUAUUUUCGUAUCACGGCGGCUCCUGGCACUGGUUAG
Molecule: messenger RNA, 796 nt
Organism: Lecanosticta acicola
Lineage: Eukaryota; Fungi; Ascomycota; Dothideomycetes; Mycosphaerellales; Mycosphaerellaceae
Source: the annotation of a GenBank genome assembly